UUCAUGGAAUCGAAUUUCAGUCCAAGCCCUGCGGAGCCACACCCUGAUACAAUGGAUUUUAUGUCUCUUGCAUGGUGCAAUUUUGCAGUACAAGCUUUGCAACCAGAGCAACAAGGCCACCAAUCUCUUGUUCUGUUGGACGAUCCAAUCGUCAAGUUUGAGAGCCAUAACAUGACUCAAUUCACGAAGUUGGAGAAGAAUGCACAUAUGGGUGGUGCAGAUGUCAAGCCUCCACCAUGGCAAUCCAAUGACGUAAAGUCAUGGAUAUGGAUGCAACAAGCCAUGCAUCCAGAAUUGAACUACAACAGCUAUUUCCGAAAGAAAUGGCUAUCGUGGAAGAUAGUGCCAUUCAAGAACAUGUCGAUUAAGAAGUGGCUGAAGGAGAUCAAGGAAAAGAGGAAAGAGGAACACAGGUUGCAAAGAGCUGAAGUCCACGCAGCUAUAUCUAUGGCGGGUGUGGCAGCAGCGCUAGCUACCAUUGCGGCCGAAAGCUCUGGAAAGAAUGAGAGCACAGCCAAGGAAGCAGCAGUGGCUUCUGCAGCUGCUCUGGUGGCAGCCCAGUGUGCAAAAGUUGCAGAAGCAAUGGGAGCAAAGAAGGAGCAGAUCAGCAGUGUAAUAGGUUCGGCCAUGAGUAGUACAAGUGCAAGUGAUAUCUUAACCCUCACGGCAGCCGCUGCAACAUCUCUAAAAGGAGCAGCUACACUUAAAGCAAGAUCAGGAUGCAAGAAUAUGCUACACGGCGGUGCACCCGUGCUGCCCAUCGAGGACAACCACGAGGUUGACUUUGACUUCGAAAAAUAUAGGUCAAUGCUAAGAACGGGUGUGCACCUCAGCAUCGAAACACCAGAUGGGAAGUACAUGGUCAGAUCAGUGUCUGUCAUCCUAAGCAGUGAAGCCAAGGUUGUUCUUAAAAUAAGGAAGCUCAGUCUGUUGAAAAGCAAGAAGGAAAGGAUCAUACUGGACAUGCAUGCAGAGCUGUAUAAAGAUUCAGAAGCAGAGACUGGUACAGGUUAUCUUAUCGUCUUGACAACGAGUAAGGGAACUUUCAAACUCGACAUGGAAGAUGACUAUCAACGUUACAAGACAUGGGCCACAACCAUUAAUCAUAUGCUCAUGCUCUCUACUUCAUUAUCAAAAUAUCAUCUUCAGUUCUACAAAAACUAAUGUUAACCAUCUGUUACUAUGAACAGUUGUUGCACCGAUGUGCAUAUAUGUCCUCUUCUUGUGUAAUUAUCAUAAGUACAUUCAUAAUUCCUAUCUCACAGAUAUUUGGUUGCUACAUCAACAAGCUGUUAUGUUCACACACGCGAACACUGUCAACAAUUACGAGAAAAUAAAUAUAGGCAAUAACUUCUUAAUCAAUGCAUAUGAACCUAAUAGUAAACAACAGUCCAAUAGACAGUAAUUAGUGCAUAAUAAUAAUCCAGGAGACAGUAGAUAGAGACCGAAAAUUGGCAUUUACAUAAGCAUUUAAGUCAAUAGUCUUGUACAGCUAACCAAGUAGCAUUGUACCGUAUUUCUAUACCAUCUCUA
Messenger RNA from Argentina anserina (silverweed cinquefoil), 1533 nucleotides. RefSeq names its product VAN3-binding protein. Bases 4 to 1164 code for a protein of 386 amino acids. The record is from RefSeq and is a predicted model, not a curated record. The transcript is spliced from 8 exons. Lineage: Eukaryota; Viridiplantae; Streptophyta; Magnoliopsida; Rosales; Rosaceae.